CGCACGGCGUCCCUAAUAUCAGCCAAAACGAUAAAAGUUUUGAUUGCCCAAGAAUGAAAAAAUACAAAAAUGCUCAAACUAUACCCCGAUAAAUGCGGGGUUGGGUAUUAGAGGGUUAACGGCAAACUACAACAUGAAAUACGAAGGCGCAUUAUCAGUGGAAGUCGGGCCUACCAUGGGCUCAACAAGAAUAUGCGGUCUAGAAAGAUUCUCCCUCGCACCAAAUGUAUCAUGUAGAAAACGCUGAUAAGACCGAUGGUUCACUACGAGGACAAGAGGCAGAUAGUCAUGGGUUCGAUCCCAGCCCCGGCACUUCUUCGUCAGUUGCUUUUUCUCCCUGAGAGCAGCUGACACUGACCCUCUUCUGAGCACAUGGCUCAAAUGGACCCGAAUACUUGGACAACGGCGAACGGCAACCCAUAAUGGACCCCAAUCGGACUGAAAAAAGGAACAACCAAAAGCCACACAUCAACAUCCUCGUGCUCAUCAUUUUACCACAAUAGGGUAGAAAAUGAAAGCAGCGCAACGGCAACCAGUUCGAUAUAGUAGAAUUAGAAUAGAAUAAAUUUAGGCGUUGUACAAAGUGUAAGUACAGCUUCUAAUUGGAAUCGCUCACGCAGUGCCCUAGUGGACAAAAGAGCUGUAAAUUAGGUUAAGUGAUUGAAGAAUAAAAAGACCUGGACUGUGUUCGAUGAGGAGCACAUGCAAGCACUCGAAGAGUGCGAGUGUCGGGUCCUUAGGACCAUCUAUGGCGGUGUGCAGGAGAAGGGUGCGUGACGGUAAAGAAUGAACCACGAGCUCGCUGCACUCUACGGCGAACCUUCCUUGGAAGGUGGCAAAAGCUGGUAGGAUACGUUGGGCAGUGCAUUUUAUGAGAAUGCCGGACAAUAACUCUGUAAAGCUGGUGUUCGCAAGGGAUCCGGAUGGUAGAAGAAGAUCUGGAGGGUAGUGUGCAAGGUAGGCGAACCAGGUGCAGAACAAUCUGGCAAAUGUGGAACGCAGCCGAGGAUGGAGGACUGCAGUCACGAAUCAAGUGUUGUAAUGUAAAGCUGAAUAAAUGAAAUCAAUGUAGGUAUGACACAAUGUGUUAUUUGAGUCUGACUAACAUUAUGUUUAACGUCUACACCGUGGUAUUUGAAUUACAGAGUGGUCAGGUUUAAUCUUCAAUAUACUUUGAAGGUUUGAACAAACGAACAUUUCACUGUUUUUGUAUGAAAUUGUGUAAAACGUUAUAUUUUACAAAGUACAAUAACAGUCACAGUUGACAACCGCUCUUCGUGCGCGCCGGACGUCUUUUUCCCUUUCCUUUGGUUGCUCUUGUAUCGAUACAAGAUGUCACAAUACAGAAAAAACACGUUGGUAGUGGAUUUUGGUGUCUUGCCAAGGCGCCCCGCUUUGGAAGAAGCGGAAAAGUUCCUGAAGUGUUUUGUAAAACUUGAUAUGGCUGAUGUUAGGAGCAUUCAGAUCCAUAACAUCAAAAACUGCCUAUUUAUCGAGAUGAACGACCCUGGUGUAGCCCCGCGGCUACAAAAACUGCAUCAUCUACAACACUGCUUCGUUCUCGAGGGAGUAAAAUACUACAUACCGGUAUACGUGGAUGGUCCAACAACGACCGUGAGGAUUCACGAUCUUCCGCCGCAAAUGUGCAACAACUCCAUCGCCGACCACUUGCAGCAGUACGGGAGAGUGAUCUCCAUUCACAACGAAGUGUGGAAGAACUUCUUCUCGGGGAUACCCAAUGGUGUGCGCGUCGUUCGGAUGCGGUUGGAUAAACCGAUACCGUCGCACAUUGUUGUGAACAGCCACGGCACGUACGUUAGCUACCCUAACAAUAGCGAUCAACAAGCGAUCCGUAGCACUAAACAAAAGCAACAAAAAACACCAUCCAGCUCGGUCAAGGGACAGAAAAACGACGAUAACCAGUGCGAUACAAUUGAACCAGAAGCGGCUAGAUCUGAUAGAGACGGUGGUGAUGAUGAUGACAACGAUAACGAUGAUGGAAAUACCGAUGUUGAAAACGAAAACGAUGUGAACCUGGAGACCGAUUCUGCGAAGCGGCGGUUGUCAACCGAGUCAACGAAUGGAACGCGAGACGAAAAUUUAGCCAAGCGAUCGUGCAACGAGAAUGUUCAAAAUUCCGGUUCUACUUGGAAAGUGAUCACGAGAUCGAAGAAAAAAAAUAUGUCAUAGCUGUAUUUGUAUUUUAAAUAAUCUGACACGAAUGCACCUUUUCAGUGUAAAGUGUCUCUAAUAAAUAAUAAUAAUAAUAAUAACAGUCAACAUUUGAUAUUUGAUUUUAAAUAGGCACUCUGAUAUCCAGAAGAGGCAAUGAAUGCCAAUAGUCAACUCCCGGACGCGGACACUCUGUAGGUUAACAUGCAUAAUACCAGCAUCCAAUUUCAAGUCCAGCUGUUUUUUGUACCGAGCGAGCAUUUCGGUGCAAAAAUGUAACAGUAAGCAGACAAAAAUGAAUCAACAGUAAAGACACUCCGCUCCGCGUCCGAUUGUUGCAAAUAGCGAUGCGAUGAUGAUGGUCGAUCAAGAGUAGCAGCAACAAAACAGAGAAGAAGCGAUAAAUAAUGGCUUUUAAUUGGAUUUCGUUCACGAACGCUCCAACUGUCCGCCGUCGAACGACCCACGAUGAUGACGACGACUAGGUACGUGAGACCGUGCUUGCUUGCCGUUGGCGUUGCCGGACAGACGGAGAAUGCAUUCGAUUCGACCACGAAAAAAAAUUUCUCCAAUUGCGUACGCGCAAGGAAAGGAGAAGGUGCACGCAAUAACACAAUCCACGCCACUACUCGGUAUAGACUCUAUCCGCCCGUGAAAUGCGCGAGCAUCUACGAUUUUAUCUACGGGAUGCUCAUAGGUAAUCGUAUCAGUAGGGUGCGGCUUAUUUGAUGGGUUGUAUCCGAAGAUACGACAGUUUUAUCACGUACGUCAAACUUAAUGUAAACUUGAUUUAUCAAUUUGUAACAGUUAUAGUCAGCCAGUUUGUCAACUAACACUCCAACUCGAAACUUUUGUCUAAACUUUGCAAACUUUUUGAUUAUUCUCGAAAAAAUCAAAUGUUACUUAUUCAUUUCUUCUUCUUAUCGUAACGUACCCACUGAGACAAAGUUUGCUUCUCAGCUUUUUUUUUCCUCCCCUGUUGGGGAAAUUAAGCCACUGCGUCCAAUAGGCUGAACUAUUGUGGCAUGUCCCGUUUUGAUAUUCGCAUCUAGCCAGCUAAUUACCAUGUGUCAAGUAAUCAGCUACUGCCACGACGCGUCGUCUCCCAGUCAGGUGCAAUGGAAUUGAUAAACUCCAAGACCUUCCCAGGUUUUGCAGAUCAGAUCUCACUGGGUUGCAAGCAACCUUUAUCUAGAAAUCUUUGCCUGCGCGUGUAUAAAGCACCACAACUGCAAAGCAGAUGUUCCGAGGUUUCACGUUCCGUAUUACAGAAACGACAGAUAUCACUCUGAAUAUGGCCAAUAUUUUUCAAGUGAUACCUGCUCGGGCAGUGUCCAGUUACUAGGCCAGUGUAUGUACAUAGAGCUCUCUUGUUGAGCUCUAAGAGCUUUUUGGUUUUAUAAGCAUUUGGUGUUAUAAAUCGUUUUGACUGAUUGCAAUUUUUGACGUCCAUCCAAUUGGAUAUCACCCUCUGCUCAGCCCAGCGUUUCAGGUCCAUUUUAAUUGUACAGUUUGAUAUACCACAGAAUGGUUCUGGGCCAGCAAACUGUAAAUUGGAACCACUUUUAGCAAGCUCGUCUGCCAUUUCAUUUCCUUCAAUGCCACAGUGACCUGGAACCCAGUAUAAGUUUACUGAAUUCCCUUGGCACAGCCUGCGCAGUGAAAGAAUGCAUUCCCAGACA
Molecule: messenger RNA, 3854 nt
Organism: Aedes albopictus (Asian tiger mosquito)
Lineage: Eukaryota; Metazoa; Arthropoda; Insecta; Diptera; Culicidae
Product: protein PFC0760c-like
Exons: 1
Coding region: 1333-2190 (285 amino acids)
Source: RefSeq, a predicted model, not a curated record